Messenger RNA from Impatiens glandulifera, 1978 nucleotides. RefSeq names its product protein NRT1/ PTR FAMILY 5.6-like. The record is from RefSeq and is a predicted model, not a curated record. Gene Ontology annotation, biological process: transmembrane transport; dipeptide transport. Gene Ontology annotation, molecular function: tripeptide transmembrane transporter activity; dipeptide transmembrane transporter activity. The transcript has 3 exons. Lineage: Eukaryota; Viridiplantae; Streptophyta; Magnoliopsida; Ericales; Balsaminaceae. Bases 65 to 1864 code for a protein of 599 amino acids. Gene Ontology annotation, cellular component: membrane.
UCCUCUCUCUGCCUCUUCCUCUCUCUCUCACACACAUAGAGAAACACAGUGAUCAUUUGAAAAAAUGGAAAAAGGGAAGAAGAAAGAAGAGAUGAUGAAUUAUAUGGUUCAAGAUGAUGAGGAAAGGGAAGAAGAGAAAUGGGUUUAUGAUUCUUCUUUAGAUCAUAAAGGGAGACUUCCUUCAAGAAACUCUACUGGUACCUGGAAGGCUGCGUUAUUCAUCAUCGUAAUUGAGUUCAGUGAACGGUUGAGUUACUUUGGAAUCGCGACCAGUCUCAUAAUUUACCUUACCAAAGUUAUCCAUCAAGAUCUCAAAACAGCUGCAAAGAAUUGCAAUUACUGGUCUGGUGUCACCACUUUGAUGCCACUCUUGGGUGGUUUCUUGGCUGAUUCAUAUCUUGGCCGAUUCUACACUGUUCUUCUUUCCUCCAUUGUUUAUCUCUUGGGUUUAACUCUGUUGACAUUAUCAAGGGUAGUACCGAGUUUGAAGCCAUGCAAUGAAAACACUGAUCCUUCUUCUUGCCAAGAUCAUUCUACAAAGAUUCAUGUGAUAGUUUUCUUCAUUUCGAUUUACUUAAUCUCUAUUGGGACAGGAGGACAUAAACCAGCUCUUGAAAGCUUUGGUGCAGACCAAUUUGAUGAUGACCACCCUCUUGAAAGAAGGCAUAAGAUGUCUUUUUUCAACUGGUGGAACUUUGGUCUUUGUUGUGGUCUUUUGUUUGGUGUCACGGUUGUUGUUUAUGUGCAAGAUCAUUUCAGUUGGGCUCUUGCCGACAUCAUUCUUACAUCUACUAUGGCUUUUAGUUUAGUCAUUUUCAUUGUUGGAAGACCGUUUUACCGUUAUAGAAAGACCAAGGGAAGUCCUUUAAUUCCCAUGCUUCAUGUUCUUGUGGCUGCUUAUAAAAAGAGAAAGCUUCCAUACCCAGAAAACCAUAAUCAACUUUAUGAAAUCUCUAAGUUGCCUAAAGAACAGGGGAGACUCCUCUGUUAUACACACAGAUUCAAGUUUCUUGAUAAGGCAGCAAUCAUGGAAGAAGACAAUCAACAACAGCAAAUGAAUCCAUGGAGAUUAACAACAGUUACAAGGGUUGAGGAGUUAAAGCAAAUUCUAAGCAUGAUCCCAAUUUGGCUAGCGACGCUACCUUUCGGUAUUUGCGUGGCGCAAACAGCGACGUUCUUCGUCAAACAAGGCGCGACUCUCGACCGAAAGAUUGGAGGCGGAGGCUUCGUCAUGCCUGCUGCGUCGGUCUACGCGAUCGUGGCGAUUGGAAUGAUUGUUUCGGUUGUAAUCUACGAUAGAAUCCUAGUACCAAUCAUGAGACGAGUUACGGGGAAUGAAAGAGGGAUCAAGAUCCUUAAAAGAAUCGGGGUUGGAAUGAUAUUCUCAAUGGCAUCGAUGGUUGUGGCAGCUUUGGUGGAGUCGAAAAGACUUAAUCUAGUUAAGAAAGAUGGCGCGAAAGGAGCGAGUUCCAUGAGUGUAUGGUGGUUGGCUCCUCAGUUUCUCAUAAUGGGGUUGGGAGAUGGAUUCACUAUAGUAGGGCUUCAAGAGUACUUUUAUGAUCAAGUUCCGGAUUCGAUGAGGAGCUUGGGAAUCGCGUUUUAUCUAAGUGUGAUCGGGGCGGGGAAUUUUCUAAGUAGUAUUCUAAUAACGGUUGUGGAUAAUUUGAGCAAGAAGAGUGGAGGAAAGAGUUGGUUCGGUAAAGAUUUGAAUAAUAGUCGUUUGGAUAAUUUCUUUUGGCUAUUGGCGGGAAUGAGCGCAUUGAAUCUAUGCAUUUACGUUCCGUUGGCGAACCGAUAUAUUUAUAAGAGCGUGCAGGGAAGGUCUGGGACCGUGGCUAUGGCUGUGGCUGAUUGCGACGAAUAGUUAAGACCGAGGUGGUUUUCGGUUAGGUUAUGUAUUGUUGGUGUUUAAUUUCUAGUUGUAGUAUUGUAUAAUCUUUUUCAUAAAAAGAAUUAUUCAAUCUUCUUACUUGUUGAA